Molecule: messenger RNA, 6523 nt
Organism: Anopheles coustani
Lineage: Eukaryota; Metazoa; Arthropoda; Insecta; Diptera; Culicidae
Gene: CtBP
Product: C-terminal-binding protein
Exons: 8
Coding region: 629-1909 (426 amino acids)
Molecular function (GO): oxidoreductase activity, acting on the CH-OH group of donors, NAD or NADP as acceptor; NAD binding; transcription corepressor activity
Source: RefSeq, a predicted model, not a curated record
UAGCAGGUAGUGUGAAGACGCGUUACUUUUGACUCCAUCGAACCGGGCGGAGAAAAUUGCUACAAUCCAGCCCAUUUGUGGACUUUUCCGGUGUGCAAAUGUCGUUCGUAGCGCUCGCUAGAUCGACCUGGUGCUAGAUGCAGUUUGAAUCAGCAAACAUUUGCAACCCCCGUGUGCAUCCUUCGCUCCGCGUGUUCACCAACGAAGCACGAAGGGACGGCUGUAUGCUGUGCGAGCUGUGGUGAAGUGUGCGUGUGUGUGCGAGAGAGAGAGAGAGAGAUAAAAAACAGUGUGAAAACAACAGAAGUACAAAAAGUGAAAAUCGUUGCACCAUUUGGCAAGGCUCAAGCGAGAGAAAACUAGAAACGCACAUCAAAGCAAGCGUCAUCUCAAGGACUGCUUUGCGCUGACAGGAGCCUUGGGUGUGUGACGUGGUGUGUGUGUGUGCGCGCGCGUGUGUGUGUUGAGUGUAGUUACUGUGCCCGUCGUUUCGCGCGGCCCGUGUCGCCAACCCGGCCAGCCGACAGACAGUAUCGGGCGGAAGCGCAGCGAACCGGGGGAACGGAAGGAAGCACGAUCCGGAGCGAGCGACGACAACGUCUGGCAGGGAGGAGCGGUGGACUCAACGAUGAUGCCGAAACGUUCACGCCUGGGUGACGUCCGCGGGCCGAUCUCGAACGGGCCGAUGCAGUCGCGACCGCUGGUCGCCCUGCUCGAUGGGCGCGACUGCUCGAUCGAGAUGCCGAUACUGAAGGAUGUGGCCACGGUUGCAUUCUGCGAUGCACAGAGCACAUCAGAGAUCCAUGAAAAAGUAUUAAACGAAGCGGUCGGCGCACUGAUGUGGCACACAAUCAUCCUGACGAAGGAGGAUCUGGAAAAGUUCAAAGCCCUCCGGAUAAUCGUCCGGAUCGGUAGCGGCGUCGACAACAUCGACGUGAAGGCGGCCGGCGAGCUCGGCAUCGCCGUGUGCAACGUGCCCGGCUACGGCGUGGAGGAGGUCGCCGACACGACCAUGUGCUUGAUCCUGAACCUGUACCGACGGACCUACUGGCUCGCGAACAUGGUGCGAGAAGGCAAGAAAUUCACCGGCCCGGAACAGGUCCGAGACGCAGCGCAGGGCUGUGCCAGAAUACGCGGUGACACGCUCGGGCUGGUCGGACUCGGACGCAUCGGCAGUGCGGUGGCGCUCCGGGCGAAGGUGUUCGGCUUCAACGUGAGCUUCUACGAUCCGUACCUGCCGGACGGUAUCGAGAAGUCGCUCGGACUCAACCGCGUCUACACCCUGCAGGAGCUGCUGUUCCACUCCGACUGCGUUUCGCUGCACUGUACAUUAAAUGAACAUAAUCAUCACCUAAUCAAUGAGUUCACGAUUAAACAGAUGAGACCCGGUGCAUUCUUGGUGAACACGGCCCGCGGCGGCCUGGUCGAUGACGAGGCGCUCGCCGUCGCACUGAAGCAGGGACGAAUCCGGGCGGCAGCGCUAGACGUUCAUGAGAAUGAGCCAUACAAUGUAUUUCAGGGUGCACUGAAAGACGCCCCGAACCUGCUCUGCACGCCACACGCUGCCUUCUACAGCGAAGCGGCCACGACGGAGCUGCGCGAGAUGGCGGCGAGCGAAAUCCGGCGGGCGAUCAUCGGCAAUAUCCCGGAGUGUCUCCGGAACUGCGUGAACAAGGAGUACUUCCUGCGCUCGUCGACGGGCGGCGGUGCCGGCGGAUACUCAGAAGCUGGUAUAAAUGGCGGCUAUUAUUCAGGUGGAUUACAGCAAGCCCAUAGUACAACACCGCUCGAGGCACCGCACAGUGCAGGAUCGCAUGCGCCACCCAGCGGCGGCGGUCCCCCGCCACCGUCCGUUGCCGUAGUACCGCCUGUUUCCGCUGUAACAGCGCCACCACCACAAGCCUCUUAGUGCCCCCGAUCCAAGUAAUCAUCAUUCGGUUAAGCCGGAACCAUCAGAAGUACAUUAGUUUUUAUCAUUAUAAUAUUAAUAUAAUAAUAAUAUAUGCUGCUACUACCUUUACUACUGUAACGAGAACAAACCCAGGAGGAGAACAAUGGAAGCAAAAAGAAACACGCAAAAUCUUCACCCUUCAAAUACCAUGUACACAACCCAACAAGUGAAAGAGGGGAAGAUACAUACCUGGAAUGUUAAGGAGCUAGGAGCGUCAUAGAACUGCAUGACGAGCAAAAGCAGCGAGAUAAUUCGAAUUGUAAAUCGAGAAACCCUCUUUGCUAACCCAAUUGUAGAACAAGAAAGAGAAGCAUAAUUAAAUGUCACGAAAAAAAGGAAGCAGAACAAAUUAGGUGGAGCAGACAGUGAGAUGACGCAAACAUCCUACGAAGCACUGAAAAAAAACGGAAUAUGGCAAAAGUGAACCUGCAUCCUGAGAAUUAUGAACACAACUCUAUGCGAGAAGGUGCAAGGAUUAUAUAAAAUAGUUUCUUCUUAUUUGUUUUUUUUUUUUUAAUUUGACAAAACAAUGCGUGUGAGGUGUAAUUUUACAGUAUAAAAGAUGAAUUUAAUGAAAAAAAAGAAACCAACACAAGUUGCUAAUAAGAAAGGAUUUUAUUUUUAUUGUUUAAUGUGCUUUUGUCAUUGACAAAAAACAAAAAGAGGAAAAAAGAUAGCGAUAGAAGACAAACAGAAUAUGAGCGAAAGGGAAGCAGCGAGCGUUUGUGAAAAUUGAAGUAAUACAUUGUGUACACGAAACAUUAGAGUAAAUUUACGAGAUAAAAACUGAAGAUAUACUUCUGAAUUGGUACUACCUUACUGAAACACACAACACACAAACACUCGUAUAACAGUUUGUUAGAUAAAAUGUGUGAACAAAAGGAGAAAAACGAAAAACACAUUUAACCUACACCCUUCCCAGACGUUUUACAGUUUAGUAACGGAUUUACUCCUACACAACACUAUACACCCACACACAUACACAUAUAUACAGACAGAUAGAAUGUACACAAUUGGAGAUAGAUAAAAUAAAGUAAAACUGGCAGAAUUAAUGUGUAAUUGAUAAUAAUAAUUGAUAAUAAUUAUUAAAGGGAUGAAACACUUACUAUAUACUUUAAAGAUCACGAGGCGGGCAAGGCGAAGGAGUAAACGAAUGAAAGAGCUGAUGUGUGAUUAAGCAUUAAAAAAGAAAUAGAAACCACAAAAUAAAAUGAGUAUAAUUGCAAAAAAGCAACACCUUGGGCGAAGUGAACGAGGAAGCGAAAGGAAGCAAAAAAAGGAAGAACAAAAUAUUCGUUGAUCUAAAGCAGAGCCCUUAAAUAAGAUAAAUGCAUUAUAGUUUACUACAUGGACAUGGAAGUAGACAAGCGAAACAAACAUUCACAACAUGUAAGCAACAAAGCCUCCUGCGCUGAAAAGAUUACAAUGUAAAUCGCAGUGACAGAGGACGAAAAUGUCCUCGUUUGGUACGUGCACUGAUGAAUGCAUGAAAGUAUGUGUGCAUGUGUAUGUGUGUGUGCGUGCAUGCGUGCGUUUGUUUGCGAAGAUGAGUGAGCUUGAAUGUUUGUGUGAGUGUUUCAGUGAAAAAGAUGAGAGAAUGAGCGAGCGGUUUAGUAUUGAUGAUUGAGCUCUUGAACAUUUUACAAAACCAAGUGCGUUAGUGCAACUACAGAUCAUCAACUACAAAAAAAAGGAAAAAAGAAAAAGGCUAUCAGUAGGGACGAAUCGUAAGGACACACCUUUUCCACACAAACGUUAAGUAACGUACAGAUUCAUAAACUGUCGGACCGUAGCCGGUAGGUAGGUAGGUGCGCGUGUAGGCAGAGGACGGACUGGUGUGGUGGGAAAAUUUCAUCUAUUUUCGUUGCCGGACAGAUUUGUAUUUAAUUCAAUUAAAUAUUAGCAACCGCGAAUCAUCGCAGCACACAUUCGAACACAUACUUCACAACUCAUACUCACAGUUAAUACGAAAAAUCUACUCCUCAACCCUUACGUGUCUAGGACACACUUUUCCCAAAGGCACGCCGGUGUAAGAGGGACGAGGCUCAUAUUUGUCCUUUUGUGCCCUGGAAUAUGUGUAUCGUCAACAGUUGUAUGAUGCUGGCGGUAAAUUAACGCAGCACACGAGGCAAACACACACACACACAUACACAAACACACACUGCAGUUGCACAGCAGUACCUAGUAGUAAUAGUAGUAGUAGUAGAGAUAUACUACACAGUAGCCGAACGAAGGGAAAAACAAACGUGAAAACAUCGUGCUUCUAUUUUAUUGUCACCUUACUUGUCAGUUCAGAUAGAGCUUGUUUUUUUUUCUAAACAAUAAAAGUAAUUCUUGGCGAAACUGUACCCUCUGUUAACUGAGUUGGACUUUUCUUUCAGAGGGCGUAAGCUGAUUACUUCGCUUCCGGGGUGCGCGAAAUUUGAAAUCGAAGUAGUCUGGGAACCGCGUCGAUAGUUUUUCCCAAUCAAAUUACUCACCGACACCAAACUACUGUGUGCGUGCGUGCGUGUAUGUGUGGACCUGUGUGGUGGUAUAGUUUUCUCAAGGACUACUUUGCAUCAUCGAAGAUUGGUGCAGUUGAACAGAGUGGUGCGGUGUCGGAUGAGAAGGACAAUACGGGCUUGGUGAAUGAAAAGUUCUUUGGUUGGUUUUCUAACGUUUGCAACUGGUUUUUUGUACUAUAUUUCCACCACACACAGCUAAGUUUUUAACAUGGACACAUUUUUUCAUCACACUGUUUAUCCAUGGGAGAACGGAAAAACAACAACUUUUGUUUUUAUAGAACCCUCUAAUGUUUCGAUUUUGUUUUUCGAUGAACUGUAGAUGAUGCCAUGCGUGAUGUCAUUUUGAUGAAAAUAACUUGCAUCAACACGUUUUCAUACCCUUUCCUUACCUCGUUGAAGCUGGUUUUGCUAUACAUAUUUUUGAUUCUGUCUAGCCUCCUUUGACCAUCCUGAUUCAAACAUGUUUCUAUGGUGUCCAUCAAUGAAGAAAGGUGGGAACAGCUGGGGUUUGGUUGGGAGAGUAAUCAGAGUCAAAGAAAUGGUCCCCCUUCUCCCCUCUUCGAGCAAUGCAAACGAAAAACAAACAACAAAUCAACAACCUUUUAAGGACGAACACGUGUUUAGCGAUGCGUGUGAGUGUGUGUGUGUCCGUGCGUGCGUGCGUGCGUCACAAUCAUUACUAACACUUUCUAAUGCGUGACGACUCUGGGGUUGCCCUGGGUGACGGAUGCAGGUUGGGUGAAUGGCAGGUUGACGGUGAGCGAAGAAGCAACUUGUUAAUAGUAUGUAGGAUGCUGUAGAUGAGUGAGUAGAGUAGAUCGACAUUUAACAAACACACACACACAUAUACACAAACAGGAUUGAGAAGGCUAGAAAACAUAAAAAGGAUUAAAUAGUCAAAAACACAAGGAAAAAUGUACAUCAAGAAACGAGUAAAAUACUAUUAUUUGUUGUAUCUAAUCAGUAAAAAAAACAAUCUCUUUUUUGAAGAAACUAAACAUGUUACUCAAAUGCUCACUUGUAAAUGAAAAGCGAGGAAAUGGGAAUGAGUACAUUGGAAAACAGUUAGAUUUUUAACGCAGGUAAGGCAGGUAAGCUGCCAGUGGAAAGAAUUGGUUAUUGUAUAUGUGAUUAAUGCGUGCGUGUGUGUAAUUAUAUAUUUUUUUGGUUAUUAAAACAAUGGAACAAUGAUGUUGUAUCCAGCAGCAUUUACUAAAAUGUGAUGAACAGUAAAAAACAAAAAGAAAAAAAAAUCAGAGUACGAUACAGUAGUUGUUAGAGAAAACAAACCGAAGUUGAGAAUGCUCUUUCUUUUUCGCCACACCACGUUUUGCUGCUACCACCCACCAUCCACCAUACAAACACCACGCGCGCGGACUCCUUUUUUCGAUGUAACCCCACAAACACGCACACACACACAAACACAUUAACAUACAGACAUAAUACACACAAGCAAACCCAACGAUAUGAUGAUGCAACUUUCUUCAACUUUCACUUCCCUUUCAGAUAUCGGUGCGAAAAUCUUAGUGGAAAAAGGUGUAAAUCAUUAAUUGGGACGCGGAGGCCAAGAAAGACAGGACAUAAAAACACACAUUUACACUACAAAUGAGAAAGAGAGAGUGAGAAGGAGAAAGAGAGAAUGAGAAGGAGCGAGAGGAAACAUGGAUUCAAUAGUAAAGGCAAAUAAGAACACUUUUUUUUGCGAAAAAUAACCGACAGGAGUAGAACAAAAGAGAAGCAAACACAGACAUACUACAAAACAACAACAACAACAACAAAAUAAAAAUAAAACAAGUAUGAAAGCGUACUAGUAAAGAAAAAAAAAAGAAACAGUAACAGCUUACUGGCAAGAGGAGCGCGAUUGGAAUAAAAGGUUAAGAAGAAGUUUUAUGGAUAAGGCAACAAAAAAUCUGUGUUGAAGUUUAAGGAACAAGAAAUCCGACAAACGGACAAACGGCGGGUGAGGAAAGAACAAAAAAAAAACAUUUAACAAAAAAGAAAAAAAUUGAAGAUGUGUAGCAAGCAAACGAAGCAGCAACAGCCACAGCAUCAGCAGCAGCAGAAG